Penicillium atrosanguineum is the source of this 729-nucleotide messenger RNA. Its product is annotated as pyridoxal phosphate-dependent transferase. NCBI's taxonomy places the organism in Eukaryota, Fungi, Ascomycota, Eurotiomycetes, Eurotiales, Aspergillaceae. Gene Ontology annotation, molecular function: protein dimerization activity. The record is from RefSeq and is a predicted model, not a curated record. The coding region runs from base 1 to 729 and encodes 242 amino acids. The transcript has 5 exons.
AUGAGCUGUUUAAACACCUUGAGGCGUCAAUCAAUACUUAUCGCUCUUGAAGCAGGCCUACAGAAGCUUCGCGAGUACUACGCAAAGACCGAUCAACCCGAGGCUGGUAAUAUAUAUACGCAUAGCACUAUCCUCGCACCGAAGGAUAAGUUACAGUACUUUAAACGCAAGGAAUGGUCUGAGAAUAACACCCUUCUAUCUGAAGCUUAUACACAAGGGUCGGAGCUUGAUCGGUUACUCGAAGAUGAAGGUGAAUCCAACCUAGACCGGGAUAAACUUGCACGGUAUCUUCAAGCCGGUGUUAUACGCACUACCCCUCAGGCCUUCUGGAGAGACCAUCAAUUUAAAUAUCCUACCCUCGCACGGGUAGCCCGCGAUAUCUUCUCUAUCCCCGCUACUGGUGCGGGGGUAGAGAGGCUAUUUAAUUCAGCCCGCGAUAUUUGUUAUUACCGCAGGGGUCGUCUGAACUCAACCACUAUCCAGGAUCUAAUAAUAUUCUCUUGCCUUACUCAGUUUGAGAUAGAAGACGAACAGCUUGAACUAGCUCGGGCUCUAGAGGUCCCUGAAGAAGGUGAAAAUGAGAAGAUUUCACCUACUUUAGAAGGGAUUGAUCCAAUCAGUGAUACUGAGGAAGGUGAGGAUGAAGCGAGGCUGUCUGUAAGGUGGUUUACCCUCAAUGAGCCAAGUACGGCAUUCUGGAAGGGUAAGGAAGGCGCCGAGGAUACAUAA